GUUCUUUUACGACUUCGAAGCUUUCCGCUGUGACCUGCGUGGCCAAUUUUUGCUUCAAUUGCAGCUCGGGCGCCCGAAGUCAGGCACAAUGGUGAGGAUUAGUGUUCUCAAUGACGCCUUGAAGAAUAUGUUCAAUGCUGAAAAGCGUGGAAAGCGCCAAGUGCUUAUCAAGCCCUCUUCCAAAGUCAUCAUCAAGUUUUUGUCUGUCAUGCAAAAACAUGGUUACAUUGGAGAGUUCGAGCUAGUUGACGACCAUAGAGCCGGAAAGAUUGUCGUGGAGCUCAAUGGAAGGUUAAACAAAUGUGGAGUCAUCAGCCCUCGCUACAAUAUUGGAGUGUCGGAGCUCGAAGAUUGGACUGCCAGGCUCCUCCCCUCUCGUCAGUUUGGGUUCAUCGUGUUGACAACGUCUGCUGGCAUUAUUGACCACGACGAAGCACGAAGGAAGAAUGUUGGAGGGAAGGUCUUGGGGUUCUUUUACUGAGCAGUAAGGGAUGUGGACCGAAGAGUAUUUUUUGAACGUGUAGAAUGUCUUUUGUAGAUUAGACAUUUGUAAACCAUCUACUUGCCCCUUACCUGGUGAGCAACACAGCUUGGGUGCAGACUCAGAUAAGUUGACGUAUGAGUGAGUGGGCCACUCAUACAACAUUAGUCUUGUCACGAGUGUAGUGAAGGCCAGGUUCUGCUUAACGAUUUUGUCGCUAUGAAUAUUUGGAGGAAUGAAUGAUGGGUACUAUUCUCCCACUCAGUCUCGCCUGAGCAUCUUGACAAGU
Molecule: messenger RNA, 770 nt
Organism: Marchantia polymorpha subsp. ruderalis
Lineage: Eukaryota; Viridiplantae; Streptophyta; Marchantiopsida; Marchantiales; Marchantiaceae
Source: the annotation of a GenBank genome assembly